UCAUCUUGAAGUAAUUCGCAAGUGUUGUCGGCUGCGUGUAUAGCUUGUUGUCGUGCUGGGCGGUGUUCUUCGACAAAACUUGCGCUGUUCCGCAAGGCCUUUUCACUUCUUGAUUGACGUCUACUGCGGGAAACAGAGAGAGAGGCGAAGCAGACGAGAAUUUUGCUGCGGAAAUCACAGGACAGAUUUACCGAGGAUCAGAUUCUUCACAGCAUCGAUAUAUCUCCACUGGUUUUUUUCUGUUAUAUUUGUUUCUUCUUCCCUUUUUCACACUUUAAUGCUGUGAUUGUGAAUUACAUCAUCAAUGACAUUCAGUCUUUAAAAAGGAUUAUUUUACACUGUUUAUGUUGCCGAAUAUGACAAUGUUGACAACAAAUGGAUCACAAUAUUUACACCCGGAUUAUCUUCAGCCCCUGCCAACAACACUGGAUGCCAAGAAAAGUCCACUGGCUCUACUAGCUCAGACGUGUAGCAGCAUUGGAAAAGACACUACUCCGGCGAAGCCAAUUAUACCUCCUUUGGAGAAGAAGGAAAGGGAGAAAACUCCAGACAAACCAGGAAGCAAUGACAAUGGUAAACGUCCAUCGUCGAUCGUCAAGAAAGAAACCGGAAGAGAAUCGAGAUCGGGAUCCAGAACAGUGCCUUCCAUGCCAGCAAAGGACAUCCCUCCUCUUGUGCCAAUAACAAAUUCUUCCUGCGAGAACAAUGACGUUAAGCAGUCGUCGGACAAUUUCAAACCCAACUCUAGCAGUUCUCCUGUUAAUAAUGACAGUAGCCAGAGGCCAAUAUCGGCGAACAGUUUUCAUUCUGUUGGAAAAAGUCUGAAGGAGAGUGACUAUCAUGGAUCUCCGACUGAAUCACGUUCCGUCUCUCCUCACCCUAAGAACAACAUACACCAACAUCCGUCGUUUUCCUUCGGAGGACUGAGGACUCCCUCUGUGCUCGGACACUCCUCUCUGAUGGGCGGACUGCCACCGUCAGCCCAUCUCGGGUAUCCUCAUCUCUCUCUAGUGAACCCGUACGAUAUUCCAGUCUCCGCUUCAGGGUACCCGGCUCAUCUAGCUGCACAGGCUAACUUCUCAGCAGCAGCUGCCGCAGCAGCAGCCGCGGCAGCACAGAAUUCUGCCGUGCUGAAGGCGAAUUUCGCGGCGAAUUCCGCAGCAGGUCUGUCUCCCUACAUCGCGUACACGCGCGUGAGAACUCCGUCAGGGGCGACAACCCUCGUCCCCGUGUGCAAGGAUCCGUACUGUUCCAACUGCCAGCUGACAUUACAGAACGCCCACGUGUCGGCGUCGUGUGCGUUGCCAGGGUGUGCUCAGUGUGCCCACGAAAAGUCCCUCGUGAGCCUCACGACCGGCCUCGGCUAUCCAGGAUCGUCUCUGUCUCUCUUAUCGCCAUUCUCAGUCGCCGGGGCCUACCCGGGAGCUGCAGCAGCAGCCGCCGCCAGCAGCGUGUUACCCUCGCUGUACCACCCGAGCGCUAUGGCGCCGUUUAUAUGUAACUGGGUUUGUGGCAGUGACUACUGCGGGAAGAGAUUCACAACCUCCGAGGAACUGUUGCACCAUCUGAAAAGCCACACUUCCAGCAUGGACGCUUUACCGGCCAACCUGGCCACCAGUUACGGGUUCGGUCUUCCACCCCAUCUCUCUGUGACUCAUGGACUCUACCCUCACGCGGCCCCGCCGCAACUGAGUCCCAACUCGUUACGACGGUCGUACCCUACUAGUCUUAGUCCCGUGAGCAGUCUGUUGGCGGCCAGCAGGUUUCAUCCAUACAAGGCGCCACUGAGUGGCGGCCCGGCCGCAGGAACUCAACCAUACCAGUCCAUGCCGUCAUACUAUUCUCCAUACGGAUUAUACGGACAAAGAAUUGGUGCUGCAGCGGUUCCUUGAAAUAAAUAAAAACAUUUUAAAAAUAUAAUAUUUUAUAUUGAAAUUGAUUAUGGUGGCAUCAUAUAUUACAUGACAUCAAGAACGGAACAUAUGAUUUUUAAUAUAUAUUUUUUUGAACAAAUAGUUUUUAAAACACCUCUAAAUAUUUAAAAUAUUUCAUACAAUAUUCUCAAAAUAUCAAAAUAUUCAAUUUUGUGACCUUUUAGAGUAUAUCUACCAAAAAUAACAGUUAAAAAGUCGAAACAAAUAUACACGUUAGGCUUUCUUUUCUUACGAAAGUAUGUUAAUAUUCAAACUGAAACAACACAAUCAUGAACAUAUCUAAACACUUUCUUGAACACUUUAUUUUAAACGUUGCAACUUUUUGUUUUAUUUAAGACUUAUUUAAUUGUUUGAUAGCUUUGCCAACACUAAUAAAAAAUCUUCAAAACCGUUAAAAAGUCGAAUAUAUGUACAAGAGUCGAUAAAAUUCAAAUGAUGACUCGUCAAACAUGUACCGUUUUUCUUGUCAUGUAAUAUAGUAUAGUAUAUCAUGGCGUUUCUGUGAUGGGGGGAAAAUGGAAAUGUGUUUCAUUUAUCUUAAAAUGGCUUAAUCAGUUUGAGCAUAUACAUUUAAAUUUUACAGGAUGAGUUUCUUUUAUUUUUGAUUAUAAAUUUAAGUUAACAGUUGAUUUUUAAAAUAUUUAUUUAUCAGACAUUAUACAAAAAUGUCAAAAUGUCGUAAACCUAAUAUUUUCACUCGAGUUUUAAACUCUAAACAAAAAAAUAAAGAAAAUAACAAUUUCAAAAGAAAAAAAAUCUGGCACAAUGGUGUUUGUUUCUCUAAUAAUGUAUUUUAUAAUUAAGAAAUUUUAAUUUAGAAUGAUUACCAUAAUACAUUUUGUAAAAAAACGAGUUGUUGGCAAAUGAAAUAUUUAUUUUGUUUAUUGUGGCGUGUUUCAAAUAUUGUUUAUUGAUUUGUCUUCUGUUAAAAAAUCCCAAAACCAACCCGAUGGGCUACAUGCCUAAAAUGAAUCAAAUAGAUUAUUGUAUGUAUUUGAUAAAAUUAUUGUUUUGUUUUGUUAAAAGUGCAGAAAGGUGCUCUUAUAUAUUUGAUUUUAUUCUUUUGUAUAUUUCUGAACAUGUAUGAUAUAAUUAUUACUAUUAUAAGAUUUUAUAUGUGCAUUAAAUGCAUUCAAUUUUA
This is a messenger RNA of Gigantopelta aegis, 3075 nucleotides long. RefSeq names its product zinc finger protein Noc-like. Bases 345 to 1892 code for a protein of 515 amino acids. Gene Ontology annotation, cellular component: nucleus. The transcript has 2 exons. Gene Ontology annotation, biological process: negative regulation of DNA-templated transcription. The record is from RefSeq and is a predicted model, not a curated record. NCBI's taxonomy places the organism in Eukaryota, Metazoa, Mollusca, Gastropoda, Neomphalida, Peltospiridae.